AUGGCAUUCCAGUUCUUUAGAAGGUUUUGGAGAAGGAUAUUUGGCAUCUCAGCUGGAAGGACAGAAACAGUCCAGAAAUAUGGCAUCAAGCCGAUAGAUGACUAUAUACAGCAUGAGCAUAAGUUCAAUGAGAUAGCUGAAACAAGGAAUAAGCUAAUUAACAAGAACCAGAUGUUUAAAAUUAGGACUAACAUCUUAAAUCCAAUCGAUCAACUUUCUAAUGAUCAGAAGGCACUGAUAAGACACUCACAAGAUGAUUUGGCUGAUCAACUUCAUAGCUUACCAGCUGAGACUAUCUUUGAAGUAUUCGAAGAAGCUGCAAAGGCAAAUAAAAUUAGUGAUAAAUGACAGUUGAUUCUUGAUUUGACCAAUGAUAUUCUUGAUGGAAAAUUGUCACAUAGUAGUGAGGAUGCUGAGGAAAAUGUGCUAGAUCUGUUCAGACUACUUACCUUUAACUUUGUGCAUCCUCAAGACAGGCCAUUUAGGCUAAUGCCACAGUUGUCGUAUAAUUUCAACACAGAAGAGGACAUCACAAGAAUCGGAUGAAUGAAUUAUUUGAAUUCACGAGGAAUAGAGCCAGACGAUUCAUUUUACACAAGACCUGAUCUUGGAGAAUACAUGAUGGGACAUUUUGAACAAUCUCACUUCAAUUCUGACUCAAAACUGACUUUGUCAAUGCUUCGGAAGUCACUAGCAUCAUAUUAUUUGGCUCAAGGAGAAAUCAAAAUUGCACUACUAGAGUCAAUCUUCAAAGAAGCAGGGUCCCCACUUGAACUGAAAUAUAUCAUAAGGCUAAUGCAGAACUCCUUGCUUAUUGGAGUAGGAGAAGGCAGGGUUAAUAUAAUUCUAGCUCAAUUGUUAAAUCAGGAAGGCACAGAAGAAGUUAGACAAAGGAAUGCAAGAGUGAUUGAGAGAGUUGAGUCUGAGGUACUUGGUCACUACCUUGAUAGAGAAAUUGAUACACUUGAAGUCGGUCUUCCCUACCCUGACAUGGUAAUCCGUGAAGAGCAUGAUUCUUCCUCCUUCAGACAUAAGCUUAGAAGGAGGUCUGAUGAAGCUAUUUAUGAGCUUGACCCAUUCGGAAUGAGGGUCCAAAUUCAUUACAGUCAAAAUAAGGACUCAAAACUCAUAAUGUUCCAUAAUUAUCAAGAUGUCAAGGCUGAAACAUUUGGACUAGACAAGAAAAUAUUGUCAAUUCUAGAGGAUUCAAAAGUCCAGGAAUGAAUACUUGAUGCGAAAGUGACUGCGUACCAAGACUCAUCUUCCAAGUUCUAUCCCUUUGAAGAAUACAUGUAUGACAAGCUCAAAGGAGAUAAACCGGAAGUGAGGCCUGUAUUGUACAUCCAAGAUCUUCUCUUAAUCAAUGGAAAGACAAUGGUAAACUCACCAUUGCUUGAGAGAAAGGCAGCUCUUGGAGAGGUUUGCAAAAAUCUUGAUGACAGCUGUGUCAAACUUUCUAAAUUCGAAAAAGUUUCUAUCGGAGACAUCGACUUUGAAGAGAAAGCACAGAACCUUUGUGAUGAAGCAACUGCUCAAGGAUGCAGAAGAUAUGUUUUUAAAACAACUUCUGAGGAAGAAUCAUCCUAUGUUUAUCAGUCCAGGAAGCCUAAAUGGGUGAGUCUCAAGAGAGACAAAUUCUCCGAAAGUGCCGAUCCUGGAGAGGAUAUUCCUACUUUUAAUGUUGUCCCAAUCGGGGCUUUUUUUGGUAAAGGAAAGAAUACAGGAAAGAUCACUUCGUACUUAGUAGCAGUCUAUGAUUCUAUUCAUGAUUACUAUUAUCCAGUUAGCAGGCUUUGGGUUGGGAUCAGUCAAGAUGAUUACCAAGGAAUCAAUAAAGAGCUUGUCCAGAUUGAAGAUGAUAAUUCAAAUAUUAAACUACUGAUGCAAAGAGAGAAACCAGACAAUGUCAUUGCCAAUCCUUCAAUGACUCCUGAUAUUUGGCUGCCAAUUCAAGAGCUUUGGAAUAUUAAAUGCAGAUAUGUCAUAAAGGUUCCUCUAUACAACAUGCAAAGCGAAAAUUCUAUUGAGAUAGGAUUUCUCUUAUCAAGCCCAUAUUUCAUCAACAGAAAAAUUACUGGAGUCACUUCAGAGGAGGAGCUGAGGGAAAAGGUCUCUCACCACCAUGAUUUGAUUGAAUUCUCUAGGAUAUAAAGUAAUCAAAAUAUAACAAAUCUGUAUCCAAUCAUUAGAUUCAUCC
This is a messenger RNA of Moneuplotes crassus, 2197 nucleotides long. The record is from the annotation of a GenBank genome assembly. Lineage: Eukaryota; Ciliophora; Spirotrichea; Euplotida; Euplotidae.